AUGGCCGCUAGGAGGUCAUGGCUAAUUGUUUUGGCCGCUCUUUUGAUUGCAUCUGGUGAGUUUCUUUUCUUUUUUAUGGUCAUUUUUGUUUUUUUUCGUUUAGCUUUUGCUUUUUUGUCUAUUUUUGAACUUUAAAAGCGUUAAAAUAAUAUGUUUCAGUUUAUAAUAACAUUAUAUUUCAGCAUUUAUACCUCAAUAUCAUGUACACGCCGACGAGGAUGAGGUUGAUGAAGCUACAGUGGAGGAAAGUGUGGCCAAAGGAAAGGUUGGGUCAAAGACUGACGACGAAACAGUUUUGAGGUAGGUUUUGUAAAUUUAAACGUCUCUUGAUUUUUGGAACUAUGUUUUAACUUUAAAAUUUUUUAAUUUAACUUUACUAGAUUUUGUUACCUAAAAUCUUCAUUUUAAAGUUAUUUAUCUGAGUAUGUUGCGAUAAUUUUUUUGCGCUUAAAAAGUGAAAGAUAUAGGGCGUAAAUACUUAUCUAGUUGCAAAACGUGGUUUUAUUAAUGUUUACUGAUAAGAGGCGUCAAAAUUGCAACAAAAAUAGUUUAACGUCUCCACGUUGACUUUUUUAAAGUUGCGCGGAAAUAAUUGGGUCAGACAGGCACCACCAGUCUCGUUUUGUUUGCUCUCCUUGCUUUAAACUUUGCGAACUCUCGAGUGACUUUUAUUCAAUUUUAACGUUAAUAAAAGCUAAUUUAACGCAAUUUCAAUAAAAUAAGAUUCGCUUUAAGCAUUACAGACUUAAAUGUUACCUAAAAAAUAACAAUUGUCAUUUAGGGAGGAAGAAGCAAUCAAAUUAGAUGGGUUGUCCGUAUCGGAGAUCAAGAAGCUACGGGAAAGUGCGGAAAAGCAUGAAUUCCAGGCCGAAGUCAAUCGAAUGAUGAAGUUGAUCAUCAACUCUUUGUAUAGGAAUAAGGAGAUCUUUUUGAGAGAACUCAUCUCCAACGCUUCUGAUGCUCUGGACAAGAUCCGUCUUUUGUCUUUAACCGAUCCUAACGCUUUGAGUGCCACUGAUGAAAUGUCGAUCAGAAUCAAGAGUGAUAAGUAUAACCACAUCCUCACUUUAACUGACACUGGUAUUGGAAUGACUAAGCAAGACCUCAUCAACAAUCUUGGCACUAUCGCUCGCUCUGGAACUUCAGAAUUCUUGCAAAAAUUGAUGGACUCUAACUCAGAUCAACAACAAGUAAGUGGUUCACUUUCACUGAUUAUUUUGUGUUUAGGAUUUGAUUGGCCAAUUUGGUGUUGGUUUCUACUCUGCUUUCCUUGUUGCCGACAGAGUUGUGGUUACGACUAAGAACAAUGACGACAAGCAGUACAUCUGGGAGUCUGAUUCCGCUUCUUUCACCAUUGCCGAAGACCCACGUGGAUCAACUUUGAAGCGAGGUACGGAGAUCCAACUCCAUUUGAAGGAAGAAGCUUACGAUUUCUUGGAGCCAGACACUUUGAAGAAGCUUGUCCACAGAUAUUCCCAAUUCAUCAACUUCUCUAUCUAUUUGUGGCAAUCCAAGACUGUCACUGUUGAUGAGCCAGUUGAAGAUGAGGAAGUUAAGGAAGGUGAAGAGAAGAAGACCAAGAGCGUUGAGAAGACCGUGUGGGAUUGGGAGAAGGUCAACAGCCUUAAGCCCAUCUGGAUGCGCAAGCCUUCAGAAGUUACCGAAGACGAAUACAAAGAGUUUUACAAGAGUAUUACUAAGGAUUACGACGAGCCUCUGGGACAUGUAAGUUACUGGCUUUGAAAAUAUAUUUUAUUUUUUGAGUGUUUAAGACAUGUUUUUAUUAUGAAUAUCCUUGUUCUAGGUCCACUUCAACGCCGAAGGUGAAGUUUCCUUCCGUUCGAUCAUGUAUGUUCCAAAGAAGGCCCAACAAGAUGCCUUCCAGAACUACGGAAAAGCCAACGAAAACAUCAAGCUCUACGUCAGACGAGUUUUUAUCACUGAUGACUUCCAAGACAUGUUACCUAAGUACUUGUCUUUCAUUAGAGGUUUGGUCGAUUCAGAUGAUCUUCCUCUCAAUGUGUCUCGCGAAAACUUGCAACAACACAAGUUGUUGAAGGUGAUCAAGAAGAAGCUGGUCAGGAAGGUAUUGGACAUGUUGAAAAAGAUGGACGAGAAGACCUACGAUGACUUCUGGAAGGAGUUCUCUACCAACUUGAAGCUCGGAAUCAUGGAAGACCCAUCAAACCGUAACAGACUCGCUAAACUCCUUCGGUUCCAGAGCUCGAACGAUGCUACUGCUUUGACUACCUUGACUCAGUACGCCGAAAGAAUGAAGGAGAAGCAAGAAACCAUCUUCUACGUUGCCGGAACUUCACGUAAGGAAGUUGAGACUUCUCCAUUUGUUGAAGCCUUGUUGAAGAAGGGAUAUGAAGUCUUGUACUUGACUGAGCCAGUAGACGAGUACUGUAUUCAGGCUAUGCCAGAAUUUGAUGGUAAGAAGUUCCAGAAUGUGGCCAAGGAAGGAUUGAAGCUGAACCAAGGAGAGAAGGCCAAGGAAGCUUUUGCUGAACUCGAAAAGCAAUUCGAGCCCUUGACCGACUGGUUGAAGGAUAAGGGUCUGAACGGCAAGAUCGAGAAGGCUGUUGUCUCUGAACGUUUGAGCACGUCUCCAUCAGCUCUUGUCGCUUCAUCUUACGGAUGGUCUGGAAAUAUGGAGAGGAUUAUGAAGUCGCAAGCCUAUGCCAAAGCCAACGACCCCACUCAAGACUUCUACGCCAACCAGAAGAAGAUCUUUGAGAUCAACCCUCGGCAUCCAGUAGUUAAGGAGUUGUUGAGAAGAGUGGAAAGUGAUCAGGAGGAUCCCAAAGCAGUCAGCACUGCUCAACUCCUCUUUGAAACUGCCACUUUGAGGUCAGGGUUUGCUUUGAAUGAUCAAGUCGGCUUUGCGGAAAGAAUUGAAGCUGUAAGUUUAUUACCUAAAAUUAUUUCUUGUUUUGUUUUAUCGUUGAUUUGUAUAAAAACUAUACUUUUAAAUAUUAAACUGUGUAUUUACAGAUCCUCCGUCAAUCCCUUGACUUGAGUGCCGAUGAGCCAGUCGAAGAAGAGGUAGAGAUCGUUGAAGAUGAAGCUCCCAAAGAAGAAGAGUCGACAACGGACGAGAAGGUGGAGGUAGAAGAGGAACACACCGAACUUUAA
Messenger RNA from Bursaphelenchus okinawaensis, 3138 nucleotides. NCBI's taxonomy places the organism in Eukaryota, Metazoa, Nematoda, Chromadorea, Rhabditida, Aphelenchoididae. The record is from the annotation of a GenBank genome assembly.